Molecule: messenger RNA, 2145 nt
Organism: Monascus purpureus
Lineage: Eukaryota; Fungi; Ascomycota; Eurotiomycetes; Eurotiales; Aspergillaceae
Source: the annotation of a GenBank genome assembly
GCACGACGCAGCCCAUCGUUCGGCACUUCAGUUCCCUUGUUCUCUCCGUUUUCUGCAGAUGCUCUCGUGCAAAGCAUGAGGGAAUAAUAACCGUGCCUUAUUACGUUCUCCUUUCUUGAAUUCUCCAAUUACAUUAUGCUUAGCCGUUCCAUACUGCCUCUUACGAGGCGCCGAGUCCUCACCUCCACUCUCCGCGUAUCCUCUUCCCUCUCCGUCCAGCAUACACGAUGGUAUGCGAAGAACAACAGACAGAACCCGCCGUAUAAGCUCCCUGAUUUCUUAAAAGAUCCCAAGUCUGAGAAAUCGGGUAAAGCUGCUACACCAGACCAGAAGCCAGAAGUGGAUUCAACAGAACAAGCGGAGUCCGACACGACCGCCCAGCCUAAGAAAGAAGCACAGGAACAGACUGAACCGGCGCCCCCGAAAAAUCCUCUCCCUGAUCUUACCCAGGGUAUUCCCUCGACACUGGAGGCGGAGCUUGAGGCUUCCCGUCCAAAGAAACGUCCAUUGAACCUUACCGAGGAUCCGUCUCAGGCCGAUGAGUACCAAGACGCUGGCAAUGGUGGCGGGGACAUUCCCAAGGACGCCUACGUCUCUUCACUUGAUCGCAAGCGGGCCCGUAUGGCAAACAUCACGUAUGCGCUCUUUUUACUAGCAGGUGUAGGAACGACGGUUUACUUUGGUCGCAACUGGGAUACUGAGGAGGAAGCCCACGCGCACCCGGAUGCCCCAUCCGGUUGGGGAUUGAAGCUAUUUUACAAUCGUAUCAAGGCCCGCCUUAACGACUUCACCAGCUACUACAAAGACCCCGCCUUCCCGAAGCUCCUUCCCGAUGAAGAUCCACAAUUUCGCCAACCUUACACCUUGGUUCUCAGUCUGGAGGAUUUGCUUGUGCACAGUGAGUGGACUCGUGAACAUGGAUGGCGUCUCGCCAAGCGACCCGGUGUCGACUACUUCCUUCGCUAUCUCAACCAGUACUAUGAGCUUGUGCUCUUCACCAGUGUUCCCAGUAUGAUGGCCGACCAGGUUCUACGAAAGCUUGACCCUUACCGUAUUAUCCGCUGGCCGCUAUUCAGGGAAGCAACCAAGUAUAAGGACGGCGAAUACAUCAAAGAUCUGUCUUACCUGAACCGCGAUCUUUCGAAGGUCAUUCUCAUUGAUACUAAGGAAGAACAUGCUCGUUUGCAACCAGAAAACGCCAUUGUCCUCGAUAAAUGGGACGGCAACCCCAGAGAUAAGACCCUGGUCGCGUUGAUACCUUUCCUCGAAUAUGUCGCCGGUAUGGGCGUGGAAGAUGUCCGCCCUGUCCUGAAGUCCUUCGAGGGCACCUCUAUCCCCAUUGAAUUCGCCAAGCGCGAGAAGAUUAUGCGUGAACGAUUUGAGAAGGAGCUCGCAGAGGAACAGAAAAAGCGACCUCGCAGCGGACUGGGCACUUUCGCUUCUGCCUUGGGACUGAAGCCGCGGGCUCUCGACGGCGAGCAAUCUCCCUCUGAGGGAUUGGCCCAAGGAAAGAUGCUUUGGGAUCAGAUCCGGGAACGCGGUCAGAAGAAUUAUGAGAUGAUUGAAAGGGAAAUCCGCGAAAAUGGAGAGAAGUGGUUGGCUGAGAUGGCCGCUGAGGAGGAGAAGGCGAGACAAGAACAAAUGCAGAGCAUGAAGGGAUCCUUUGCCAGCAUGUUCGGAGGCGGUGAGAAGCAGUAAAGAUUCGACAUCCGGAUCUGCUUCAGGAGUCUCCCUUCCCUUCUUCUCCCAUUUGGUUUUACGCCCUUCUUAAGAAAGGGAAUUAUUGUUAUUUCUCCCUGGUAUAAGCUCUGAUCUUUAUUAUUUGUCAUGGAUGGGGACUGUAAAUUAGGGGGUUUGGUCUUUGAUUUCCCCUUUCUCUGCUUUCCUCCUUUCUCACUGCCCUUUUUUUACUUUUUUGGCUUCUGUACAUUUCCUUAAGGAUAUUUGUAAUGACAUUCAUUCGAGGAGGGAGUGAAAGACGAUGGAUGUCUUGGUGACGAUUACGGAAUAUAUAUCGAUAGAAAGCAGUGGCCAAGAGAAAUCGACAGUAGUAAUAGAUGAUCAGAACUCGUGUCACCAGAGAGCUUAAGAGUCUAAGAGUGAUAUAGUCUAUGAGAUUCUAGUUUGAACGACUCAAUGAAUGAG